UUCACUGACUUUCCCAAUUUUUUCGAUACCACUUCUUCCCAACAAUGGACCGAGGGGUUGGUGCCUCCUCAGACAGACACCACAUAUAAUACCACAGCCGCAGCAGCUGGCAUCUGGUGUCCCAGGAAUGCAUCCACAUCUUUCCAGACCCCUUACUGUACUACCAAGGAUUUUCGCGUCUAUACGGAAGACUGGUGUGAUUAUGCCCAAGAGCCAAGCGCCAUAACGGCCAUGACUACACCCUACGGCAACAUAUCUCUCCGACUGCAUAGUCAAGUGCGUGUCGAUAUGACGAUUGACCGAGCUGUAAGAAUAACUGAUUUCAAGAAUGGCAUUAUACUGUCUUUGAACGGAAGAGGAUCUGAAGUUGCAUUGCUUCACCCCACCGGGCGUGUAUAUCAAUACGGAAGCCGCGUAGAAAUCCUGACAAAUGAUGCCGGUGGGAAUAAUAGAUGUGCCAAGAUGUGGUACAAAGGAAUAAGUUUCACAUCUGAGCAGUGUGCACUUGUGUACCUAGUUGAUGCUGCAGGGACCAGAACAACAAUUGAAAAUUUCUUAGACAUGAGACAGGAUUUCUCAUUGUCUGUAUUCUAUAGUGAUUCACGCCAAGGUGCAUAUUACAUCCAUGAAGCCAAUUCUCUUUUUAAGGCAGCUCAGCAUUGGAUUACUGAUAAAGGAACUGAGAAUUGGAAAAUUAAUAAUGUGCGAGUUUCACAAACUCCGAAUGGAAUUGUUAGUAUUUAUCGAAACAGCAGCAGAUGUCAAUUACGCGCAAGCCCAAGCAAUGGAACGGCAUCACUGACUACACCAUUCCUUCACUGUACAGCAUCAAUGGGUCAAACACCUCACUUAUUUGUCAGACGUGGAGAACGUCGUAUGUAUUAUGAUGGUGCUAAUUUCAUUGUACGAAAUGCAAACCACUCAGCAGGAUUUAAUAAAAAGAAUCAACUCACACUGUAUAAUUGAUUAGCUUUUUCUAAAACAAUAAUGAAACAUUGAAGAUUCUAACGUAUUUUAUGAGAGAAAUAUAUGUUAAAAUGCAUUAAAUAGUAUUGGAAUAUUUUGAGACUAGGUAGCCCAGAUUAUGUUACUUACUUGAGAGAGGUAUAACAGCAUGCUGCUGGAUGUUACAUAAUAUUAAAACACUGCAUAAUCUAAGAACUCUCAUAAUCCACCUACCAACAUAGGCAUGCACACACAUGCGUGAGAUUGCUGUCUAUGAAAUCACAUACAUAUUAUCUGUUGUCAGUUCACUGGUUGUUUUACUAAACACCAUGUGUUUUAUAUAAGUUGACUUGAUAUGAAAUGUCACAUGAUGUUCAAGAUACAACAGUUGCCAUACAGCAUACAUAUCCCAUUUAACAACUCACUCUUUUAUGUAUAUUUCAUUAGUAUGAAUGAUAUAUUUAGUAACUGCCAAGGAGUAACUAUAAAUCUUUGACCUUUUAACUUCUGAUAUGUGCAGAUUUUAAAAAUGAACAUGAAACCUUAAAUUUAAGCAGCAAAAUCAUAUGUCCUAUCUGAUAUCAUCUAAUGACAACAGCUAGAUUUGAUUAUUCUUGUUAUUUGCUUGUAAGUAUAAACGAAACAAUACUUGUCUAAAUAUUUUGAAACAACUUCAAGGAGAGUAAAAUAUGGCUACCAUAGCACAAAUUUAAAAUUUCUAUAUCUAAAUCAGUAACCUGUGUGAUCAAAGACAGCAGGUUGAGUAUGAGAGUUAAAUGGCUUAUGCCUGCAUAUAAUUCUGAAAAACUAAUCUUCUUGGCACGUGUUGAAACCUGUUUUGGGGGAAAUAUUUGUGUAGUGUAAACUUUGGUCGAGCUCAAGGUUAAAUCAUAUAAAUAUUCUAGUGAUAACACAAAAUGUAUGCAAGACAUUUAUAAGCAUGUUUGCAAUUAUAAUUUACCUUUCAGAUCUGAGCUUUAUAUUUGCUGUUUAGCUAUUAUAAAAUUUUAAAAUUAACCACAGAAAAAUUAACGAACAUAUGAUUUGUUCCCAUAAAUAUGGAACUUGAUUAAUGUCACUGUUGCAAUCAACGUAUUGUGAAAUAUUUGCCUGGAAUCAUCAUGUUCAGAGCCAUAGAGAUGAUAAUAGAAUAUUUUAAAUUCAUAUUGUUUUUUGUUUAGCCUAAAAUAUUAAAUCAAUUGGACAUUAUAGUCCAUGGGAACAGAUAAUUUUUUUGAAAUUAUCCAGAAUUAAAAAGAAGAAGAAAGGAAUUAGCAUAGUGAAAUAUAGAGGCACAGUUCUUACUUGCAAAUGAAAUUAAUUUGUUGACUAGCAUAUGUGACACUGAGGAAAUAAAUGAAACAGAAUGUUUGAGAAUGUGUGAGGGCAUUUAUUAUAAGAGUAACAUCCAGAAUUAUAUGAACAGCUGUAACUUAUUGACAUUUUAUGUGUGUAGUAUCGUCUUUAAGACUA
Cryptotermes secundus is the source of this 2418-nucleotide messenger RNA. RefSeq lists its product as uncharacterized. The record is from RefSeq and is a predicted model, not a curated record. Bases 232 to 966 code for a protein of 244 amino acids. The transcript is spliced from 5 exons. Lineage: Eukaryota; Metazoa; Arthropoda; Insecta; Blattodea; Kalotermitidae.